GAUGAACUGUUGCUAUUGACCAAAAUACUAUGAAGAGGAAAUUCUAAGUGUUGUUUGAAAACAUUGUGAGAGAAAGAGAUUUCACCGGUAAAACAUGAAGUGAAAGAGCUUUCAUCCAGUAACCAGCAGCAGGGGGAAGAUGUGUGGUAAUGUAAAGUGAUGGUAGGAUGAAGAACAGCUAUGGUGAUAAUACUGAAAGUCUAUGUAGAUGACCUUGACCAUCGAUGCAUUGAAGUUCCUGUGAGUCCUGAAACAACAUGCUCUGAUGUCGUAUCUUUGGCCCAGGAGCCUGGCGGAGGGGCUACAUACUGCCUUGUACAAAUAUGGAAAGGUCAAGAGCAAAUACUAAAAGAAGAUGAAAACAUCUAUGAGUUUCUCAAACAGUGGAAUGAUCAAGAUGACGAUAUCAAGUUUGUUCUUCGCCGUGUUUUACCUGGAAACUCAUUUGUCAGUGGUGUUUCAAAGGAGCAAGGAGCAGAUGGUAGAGGAAGAAGAUACCAGAACGAAAUGAGAGAUCCAGCAGGAAUUCCCAAUGGGUUGCCGGGUGGUGUUGAUCUGACGUUGAGUGAGCUGCAGGAUAUGGCGUCACGUCAACAACAGCAGAUUGAGCAUCAACAACAGGUCCUGGUUGCCAAGGAACAACGCCUUAAGUACCUCAAACAACAGGAGGCUCGUCACCAACAUAUUGCUGCUGAAAACGACAGACUCAAGAAACUGCGGGAAAAAGUGGAAAAUCAGGAAAUGAAGUUAAAAAAGUUACGAGCACUUCGAGGAGAGGCUGAAAAAUGUAAAAAUAAUAACGGAUCUAUAAAUUCAGAGUUGGAGAGUGUAAAGUCCCUGUUCAGUGAGAAGGAGAAAGAGCUAGUUAUGGCCGUCGCUAAAGUAGAGGAGUUGACACGUCAAUUAGAAGAAAUCAGACACGACAAGGAGUCAGUUAUCAAGACAAGUGGUCAAAAUACAGCCAAACUAGAACUGGACAAACUGAAAAAGGAACUAAUGAUGAGGAAUAAAUUAAACGAAGAGCAAAAUAGCAAACUGAAAAAUCACAGGGACAUGUUGAAACAACGAAAAGAGGAAAUAUCUAAAAUGGACAACAGAAUAAUGGAGUUACAACAGAGACUUAAAAGGAAACGUGCUCAGCAGGCUGAUCAGUCAAAAAAACAGAAUAAUCAGCCAUCAGACAACAACUCUGCAAACAAACAGACACGAAACAACGUGGCAGCAGUAGAACCCUAUGUACAAAUUGUGCCAAAAGACAAAUUAAAUGGAAAUGUGGAUUCUUCUUUUCAUAAAAUGGAUCCUAAAUAUCAGUCAUUACCUGUGAGUUCAAAGUUUGUGAUGAAUUCUUCUGAGGAUCUGUCCAAAAAGCCACAUAAAGUUGCUGAUAAUGUACAUGAACCUAACAAUAAUACAGUGAUUAAGGCACCAGACCAACUUAAAACACCAAAAAUGGAUUCGACAAAAUCUGUGCCGAAAGAAAAUGGGCAUACCCCGAUUGAAAAUGUUCAUAAGGAUACAAGCAAAAAGCAGACACCUCCUGCAUCACAAAGCCAGCAUUCAACCUCAGGACAGACUAAACAUCCUCCAUCAUCACUACCACAGUAUUCAAACUCAGGACAGACUAAACAGCCACCACCCAUUCCUGCCCGUGCAGGAACAACAAACCUAACAUAUUUCACAGCUAGGCCGUUCGGGUCAACAUACAGCACAUCAGUACUGAACAGGGGUCCAGGCGACCAACAGGGGGGCCCUACAAUUACAAUAGCAGAGGAUGUUCGCACUGGGGGCAGUGGUCAGAGUUCACCAGCCUCAAGUGAUAGUUCUCUGAAAGAAAACAGUGCUUAUGUGUCUGACCAUCCUUCUACAAAUCAUUCAGAGAAACGGACUUCAGUGCUAAAUGGUACAAACACUUAUAAUACAACUGUUAACAAUGGUGCUUCUUCACAUCAAGGUGGGCCAAACAAACACCCACCCCCCUACCCAGGGGGUUCUUUGCCCCCUAAUAAACCACAAGGUGCUCCCCCUCCCUAUCCCCAUGUGCAGCAGAAUGUGCGUUCCUACGAUCAAACUGAUUCCAUGAAGGACACAAAUAGCAAUAAUGGAUCUGAUUCUUCUCUCAAUAGUGAUCCAGGAAACAGUUCUAAACAACAACCCAAAUACAAAUAUGCCUCCAAAAAUGUGAUAGCAAAUACGUACAUGGGCAAACUAGGACCGGAGGCAUUGAAAAAGUACCAACAAAAUAUACAAAUGAUGUACACAAAUAUAUCAAAGAAAGAUGGUGUGAAAGUGAACAAAUCCAACGGGGACAACAAAUCACAUGAGGACUCAAAUCAGCAAUCUUCUUUACCAAACAGUGCUCACUCUUUAUCACCACCGUCUAGUUCAUCCUCCGAAUCACCACCAGUCAGCUCACCGAAGGGAAGCAAACCUGGUUCACCUCCAACUUCUCCACAAUAUCCCGACAUUGCUUCUGAUAAAGUAAGUCAUAACCGACACACACAUAAACAUGUAAACCUUCGCCGACGACACUCCGACAGUGAUAAUGAAGAUAUCACAAAAUUGCUUCACAAGUAUGUGGACCGUUACAAAAACCAAUCGGGCCAUACUCCUCAGGAGGCAGGGGAGGGGCGUCACAUUGGGGGAUACGACACUCAAGCCACAUCCUUUCAGGACCAAGUCCCUGAAGAUGUCCCUGUAGAUGGAAUGGGUAAUCUCAUUGAUAUUUCAGACAAGGGCAAACUGGUAGAUGGCUCAGAUGAGAGUAAAUCUCCAGUCAGUGUACAGGUUGUCACCUCUGAUGAACCUGUGCUUAGGAAAAAGACAAACCUGAAAAGCCGUAAUGCAAAAAAAUCUGGGAAUCGUGUGAGCUUUGAUCCUCUGGCUUUACUGCUGGACUCGUCACUAGAGGGAGAACUGGAGCUUGUCAAACGCUGUGCCAGUCAGGUGCGUGACGUGAGUGAGCCCAAUGACGAAGGAAUCACAGCUCUACACAAUGCUAUCUGUGCAGGUCACUAUGAGAUUGUUAAAUUCCUGGUGGAGUUUGGCUGUGAUGUCAACUCACCUGACAGUGAUGGCUGGACACCUCUCCAUUGUGCAGCCUCCUGUAACAACCUACCGAUGGUAAAAUUCCUUGUGGAGCACGGGGCUUGCAUCUUCGCUACCACCAUCAGUGACCAGGAGACUGCAGCAGAGAAGUGCGAGGAGGAAGAAGACGGCUUUGAUGGCUGCUCCGAGUACCUUUACAGUAUUCAGGAGAAACUGGGAAUCCUGAAUAAUGGAGCCACAUGGGCAGUGUUUGAUUAUGAGGCUGUGAACAGUGAUGAACUGAGCUUCAUCAUUGGGGACAAAAUCCUGAUCAUACGAAAGGGUGAUGAGAAAGAGAAGGAAUGGUGGUGGUCCAAGCUAGACAAGAAGGAAGGCUACAUACCAAGGAACUUACUAGGGUUAUAUCCUCGGGUGAUACCACAGGCAGGAGAAUCUGACAGCUGAGACCAAGAAACUCCAACAAAUGCAACGUGUUCACUAAGUGCUAUAUACAGAUAAUAGGGCCAACUGAAAGCAGAUUUUGACUGGGUGCAGUUCUCCAGAAAUUAUCUUCAAAAUGAUCCUCCUAAUGUUUUACUUCUGAAGAGAUCCCUAUCAAUCAAGCAAAGAAAAUUUCACACAACUUUUGUAUUACUAGUUCUCAUCGCGUGGCAUGGUUUCUUAUACAAAUUGUAUACAAUUAUCUUAGAAACUCUUGGCAUUUUACGCGAUAAUUUGACCUAACUGAACAAAUCUUCCAGAAAAUACAUAACAACAAUAGCGAUUUUUCCCUUUAAAACAAGUUGGUAGUUCACCGACAUGGUAUUGGAGGGACGCCAUUUCUGGACUGGAGACUGCAUCAAAAAUCUGGUUUCAAUUUUCUUUUCGAAAAACUUUCGACAGGUUUCAGUAGAUAGUCAUGUCUUGAAGGGUAUUUAUUCAUUUCCAUUAAGUUAUUGGAGUAAAAACAGUUAUGAUCGUGUGUGCAUCUGUGAGAAUGCAUAUGUGAAAUAGUGCAAUAUUUUCUAGAUGUUGUAAAUAUUGUAUAUAAAAGCAGUAGAUGAGUCAUAUUCAAUUUCAUUCCACUUCUAUAACUUGGUAUUUUUCUACUUUCAGUUUGAUCUAUAAUAUGUAUUUUGUUUAUCAAUUGAUUUAUGAAGACCCUCAAUAGUGUUGUGCUGAAGUUAUAUAUUUCAUUAUAGUACUUAUUCUGAAUCUCUGUUAACCAAAUACAUAUCCAGAAAAAUUGAUAUAUUUAACUAUACAAGAACAUUAAUUAAAGCAGCAUUACCUGAUUACAUAUUUACUAGAACCAUUGGCUGCAUGUUGCUAAUUAAGUAUUGCAGGAAACUCACAUUUACUUGUAAUAAUAGAUACAAGAAUGUUCUACUUACGACCAAUGGUUAACGAUAUCUAAACGAGUACGAACAUUUUAAUUCAAAUGAUUUAAAAGUUCAACAGAAAAGAUCAUUUUUGUAAGAUUUAAAAGUUCAACAGAAAAGAUCAUUUUUGUAAGAUUUAAAAGUUCAACAGAAAAGA
Messenger RNA from Ylistrum balloti, 4563 nucleotides. Its product is annotated as apoptosis-stimulating of p53 protein 2-like. The record is from RefSeq and is a predicted model, not a curated record. Gene Ontology annotation, cellular component: nucleus. The transcript has 12 exons. Bases 181 to 3489 code for a protein of 1102 amino acids. Lineage: Eukaryota; Metazoa; Mollusca; Bivalvia; Pectinida; Pectinidae. Gene Ontology annotation, molecular function: p53 binding. Gene Ontology annotation, biological process: regulation of apoptotic process; signal transduction.